Messenger RNA from Tilletiaria anomala UBC 951, 1090 nucleotides. RefSeq lists its product as uncharacterized. NCBI's taxonomy places the organism in Eukaryota, Fungi, Basidiomycota, Exobasidiomycetes, Georgefischeriales, Tilletiariaceae. The record is from RefSeq and is a predicted model, not a curated record. The transcript has a single exon. The coding region runs from base 204 to 878 and encodes 224 amino acids.
UGUUCCACAUGCAAGCAAGGGCUAGGGAGCGGAUGAGGUUGGAAGCGAUGGACUAAGCGACUGACUGGCUGUCGAUUUCGAUCCAUCCCCCGCUGAUGGCCGCAAAGCUGAAGUGGCAACUGCCAUCGCCGUGGCCCCACCGACCACCGCUCGUCCCUGGCCCCUAGAGCAGAGCGCGUCGAACAUCGAUUUAGAGGCCAAACAUGCGGUACAUCUCCGCUCUCCUCCUUGGGAUCUCACACGCAGUAGCAUAUAAAUCAGCGACAAAUCCAAUUACCAUCUCGACCGCAGCUGCGAAUUCAAAGGCAGUCCCACCUGACUGGGCCAGAAUUCAGUGCACAGAUGGAGGCAUCCUCCCCACGCCGACUUACGGGGACAGCGGAUCCAUUUUCACCGCCUGCGCCCAGCUCGUCAUCGACGCACCAGUCGAGCAGGUGUACAAUGCGAUCAUCGACUUCGGGUCCUAUCCCAAAUGGAACAGCUUUGUUCCCUUGGUCAAGCCUCGCGACGGCGCUGUGCUUUCCGAUGUCCGCGCCGGCCUGCCCAUGACCUUCCACAGCGCCGGUCUGGCCCCGUUUGGCCUUAACACCACAACGGAUGAGCGCGUGACCGUAUUAGACCUCCCGUCCUAUCCUCGCCCUGCCUCUGCGCUGGUCGUGUGGCGAUUCGACCCGGCUCUCGGAGCCACCUUGAUCCAGGCGGAGCAUCCCAACAUUCUCACACAUUUGCACAACGGCUCGACGCGUUAUAUCAGUUACGAGACUUACUACUCGCUCGGUUCGGUAGCCGUGCAACUCUUGGAAGAGGCGAAACUCAAGAAGCAGUUUGUCCAGCAGGGACACGACUUGAAAGCGUAUGUUGAAAGGAUGAGCGCUUGAGGGAUACUCAGCCUGUCAAAAGGACUUGCUUGAGCAAAACGGCGAGGAUGGUGAUCCACCCAUUGCUUGGGGACCGCAUGUGUAGCAUGUCUUUUACGGGUUGGUCAUAUACUCGCUACUGGCGGGCGUUGGCAUCGCCCGGCCAUCGUAAUGAAGCACAAUCAAGAGGAAACACGCCCUCUUCCUUGGAAGAUUCCAUGUGCAGGUUAGAG